This is a messenger RNA of Podospora bellae-mahoneyi, 270 nucleotides long. RefSeq lists its product as uncharacterized. NCBI's taxonomy places the organism in Eukaryota, Fungi, Ascomycota, Sordariomycetes, Sordariales, Podosporaceae. Bases 1 to 270 code for a protein of 89 amino acids. The record is from RefSeq and is a predicted model, not a curated record. The transcript is spliced from 2 exons.
AUGGCUUCGUUGAGGUUCCCAAGAUCUUGGCACCAAACCCCAAGGGCGCGCUACGAUCCCCACAGGGGCAACCGAGGACCCAAUGGCUGCCGCUCAAUGCAACCUCGAGCGACUGAAGAGCCGCAACCACCACUUCUGAUGAAGCUAGCGCGAGGACGGCACAUCCCAGGGUUCGAGACGACUGAUCGACGUGGGGUUUCAGACUGCCAGUGCACUUCCGGGAACCUACGAACUUCCGGGUUCGUGAAGCGCGCCAGCUGCCGCUGUUGA